Lotus japonicus is the source of this 684-nucleotide messenger RNA. RefSeq names its product probable aquaporin NIP7-1. NCBI's taxonomy places the organism in Eukaryota, Viridiplantae, Streptophyta, Magnoliopsida, Fabales, Fabaceae. Gene Ontology annotation, cellular component: membrane. The record is from RefSeq and is a predicted model, not a curated record. The coding region runs from base 1 to 684 and encodes 227 amino acids. Gene Ontology annotation, molecular function: channel activity. The transcript has 3 exons. Gene Ontology annotation, biological process: transmembrane transport.
AUGACAAACAUAUUUGAAAAGCAGCCAUCUCCUGAAGCUUCAAACUAUGCAUCAAGCAGGGGUGUUUCUGGGGAUGAUAAGGAAAUUGGGUAUAGAGGUGGAACAUCUAAGCGAUAUCUUUUGGCCAACAAUUCAUCUCUUCAUUUCUCAACCAUCAAAUUUGACAUGAAUUGCGCCCGAAUGGUGAUGGCAGAGCUGGUAGGUACUUUUAUUCUGAUGUUCUGUGUAUCUGGAAUCAUUGCAAGCACACAAUUGCAAAAUGGUGCAGUGGGCCUUCUGGAGUAUGCAGCUACAGCAGGAUUAACUGUGGUUGUGAUAAUUUUCUCAAUAGGACCAAUAUCUUGUGCCCAUGUUAACCCUGCUGUUACAAUAGCCUUUGCAACAAUUGGUCAAUUUCCAUGGUUCAAGGUUCCAAUUUACAUAAUAUCACAGUUAGUAGGUUCUGUGUUGGGAACAUAUAUAGGUAGCCUUGUUUAUGGCAUAAAACCAGAUGUGAUGAUGACCAAGCCAAUGCAAGGGUGCAACUCUGCCUUCUGGGUGGAGCUUAUUGCAACUUUCAUCAUCAUGUUCCUGGUUGUAGCUUUGACAUCUGAACCUCAAUCUGUAAGGAAUAAAGAUGAAAUUUGCAUAUUGAAGUUUCUUAAUAAUGAACUAGAAUUCCAUUUUGUGAUAGCUAAAUGUUGA